This is a messenger RNA of Cuscuta campestris, 1246 nucleotides long. The record is from the annotation of a GenBank genome assembly. Lineage: Eukaryota; Viridiplantae; Streptophyta; Magnoliopsida; Solanales; Convolvulaceae.
GUAAAAGGAGGGCUUAAGUUUGACUGAGUUUAAUUAUUUUAUUAGCACAAUAAUAGGGCUUAAGUUUUGACUAAGUCUGAUUAUUUUAAAAUGUGUUUCCAUUCUGUUAGCACAAUAAUAGGUCCACUCUUGCUGUCAUGGCCUGGUCAUCGCUGCUCCAGUUCUUUCUCCCUCAUGGAAAUUGACGACGAGGGAAAUCCAGUGCAGGAGAAGUUGGAUUCUGUGGAAGAGCAAGAAGUUGAAACCUUAGAGGAGGCCGAGAUCUCAUUCAAUGCCAUUCUGGGACGACCUACAACAACCACUAUGAAGCUCCUUGGAUCUAUCUCUUCUAAGGAGGUUCUGCUAUUAGUAGACAGUGGGUCAACACACAACUUCAUCUCGGACUCUGUAGUCCGUGACCUGAACUUGCCAACUCUUUCCAUUCCAACAUUCGGUGUACAGAUUGGAGAUGGCAGUGUUGUUCGCUGCAAUCAAAUCUGCAAGGGCAUUGAAGUAAUGAUUUCAGGAUUGAAAAUCACCCAAGACUUCUACCCCUUCUCCUUAGUUGGGUCUGAUUUGGUUUUAGGUAUUAAGUGGUUGGCAUCUCUUAACACCAUCCAAGCCAACUGGAAUGAAUUGUUCCUGGCAUUCUGGGUUGACGGGAAGCAAUAUAAGCUACAAGGGGUACCACGACUGGAAAGACAACAACCUUCUCUGCACUCCAUGCACUCCUUAGAACUUAAACUAAGGUCUGGUCACUCUGGUUCCCUGAAGCUAGAUGACUUAAUGACUGAACCCGUAGAGGAAGCAAGCUGGGAGGAUUAUGAUCUUCUAUUGCAACAGUUUCCUGAGUUUCGCCUUGAGGACAAGUCGGUUUUUCAGGGGGAGAGUAUUGAUACAAAUCCCAAACCAAUCAGGACUUAUCAGAGGCGUAAAAGGAGGGCUUAAGUUUGACUGAGUUUAAUUAUUUUAUUAGCACAAUAAUAGGGCUUAAGUUUUGACUAAGUCUGAUUAUUUUAAAAUGUGUUUCCAUUCUGUUAGCACAAUAAUAGGUCCACUCUUGCUGUCAUGAGAAGCACCUAGAUUAAGAAGCAAAAGAAGCAGUAGGUGACCUGUUCUUCAUCCCUAUAGGAAAUGAAAGAAAGAACCACAUUGUCCCAUUAUUGAGGGAAAAGUGUCAUUUUUGUGGAGCUAGAGUCAUAGAGGAUGAUUUCACAUUCAUCCUUUAUAAAGAUAAUCGUGAAAUCAUUAAAACUUAUGGAAAUCU